This is a messenger RNA of Symbiodinium sp. CCMP2592, 1575 nucleotides long. NCBI's taxonomy places the organism in Eukaryota, Dinophyceae, Suessiales, Symbiodiniaceae. The record is from the annotation of a GenBank genome assembly.
AUGUCAGUUUGCAGCAGUAUGCCAGCCUCAACUGUGUUUAUCUGGAACGAGCUGUUCGAAAACAUUUCUGUGCCCGCCCAGGCUUCCUGCACGAGAGCCAUCCGGACUGCGCAAGCAGUCGUCAAGGAUCUGGGUGAGGAGAAGGCUGGCGAGAUAGGUGGGCUGCUCCGGCUUUCGAAGUGCUCGACAAAGAACCCUGAAAGGGAUGCUCAUUCUGUAUUGUCGAAGCGGCUGGGUUUAGCUCUUGAUAUUCCAAUUCGGACAAUUUCGGUGACAAGCGAAGAGUGCGAAGAUUCUGAUACAACGCAUUUGGAAAUUCAGAGGCUGUCCCUCGUUGACUGGGCUUCCCUUCUGCUGAAAACGAACACAUGGCAUAUUCUUGCGGGCCUUUUGAAGCCUGAUGCCAAACGUGAAAGAUGCAUAUGGACAGCAUUCUGGAAGGCCUACGAAACUCUUGAACCGGCUCACCCCGUUUUUGCGAUGGCGCGAAGCAACCAGAUCGACCUCAGUCGCACAGCGGCUGUUGUCCUACACGGCGACGAAGGACGAGGACGACGAAGACAGGCCUUUAUGGUAUUGUCGUUCCACUCGCUGUUGGGCAGAGGUACGAAUAGUGCAAACAGGAAGUCCGUGAAGAAGCCUUAUUUGAAGAUGAAGCUGAAUUACAAAGGACACACCUACUGUUCGAGGAUGCUCGCAGGCGUACUUCCGAAGCGCUUGUACCAGGACAAUGACGAGGUUUUCCAGGCCUUGUUGAGGGCAACGUGUGAGGAUGCCCGCACCAUGAUUUCAGAUGGAGUGCUGAGUAACACCGGAGAUCGUCAUUGGAUUGCAUGCUUGUCGACGGUCGGCGAUUGGCCGUUUUUACAGAAGGCCGGCGGCUUGACACGCACUUUCAAUAAUGUGGUGAAGCGGGUUGAUCAAGUUGCUUCUGGUAUUUGUCACUGGUGCGACUGCGGUCCGGAUUCCUUACCUUUCGAGCGUUUUUCUACAAGGCGACCGGAUUGGAUGGGAACUUUGUUUACCACUUCACCAUUUCUUCAGUCGCCGGCUUCGUCAGUGAUUCCCCAUGCUCCUGGCAAACUCGCUUCCACUUUCCAGUUUGACCUUUUUCAUAAUUGGCACCUGGGAGUGGGGCGCAACUUUUCUGGAAGUGCCCUGGUGCUCCUAAGCGACUUGCAUGAUGGAAACGUGGAGGAACGUUUCGCUCAAGUGACCAUUCAGUACAAAGACUGGUGCAAACGAACAGGUCACUCGCCAAUCAUGAGCAAGAUCCACAAGGACAACAUACAACGGGGUUCGACUUCCGAGUUUCCGACCGGGACGUGGUUUAAGGGCGGUGUCACGACGAACAUGGUGCUUUUCUUCGAAGAUUGCAAAGAUUUUUGCAUUUCAAGAAAGCCGGACUCUGUUCGUUUUGCAGCCGAAACUUCACACGACUUCGUGGGACGCCAGAGUCGCUUAUCCAGACGGGUAGCGCCGCAGCAAGCGAUCAAGAGAGUGAUCGAACGGUACUUACAGGCGGCAUACUCGGAGUUCGUGGCGUCUGGGUACUUCGUGCUGCCGGCGAGCUGA